AUGGCCUCCGACUUCCUUUCCAGCUUCCUCAACAAAUCUCUGCGCGUACACAUUCAAGAUGGGCGGAUGUUCAUCGGCACAUUGAAAUGUACCGACCGCGAGCAAAAUCUCAUAUUGGCAGUCACGCAUGAAUAUCGUGAGCCCUCGGAGCAAGAUCGUCUGCUUGCCGCGCAGCGUCAGGAAUAUCUCGGCUUGUCGGGCCCGGUCAAGGUCGACAUGAAGAAGCGAUUUGUCGGACUGAUUGUUGUGCCCGGGCAGUACAUUACGAAGCUUGAGAUUGAGGAUUGA
Messenger RNA from Dissoconium aciculare CBS 342.82, 288 nucleotides. RefSeq lists its product as uncharacterized. The transcript has a single exon. Lineage: Eukaryota; Fungi; Ascomycota; Dothideomycetes; Mycosphaerellales; Dissoconiaceae. Gene Ontology annotation, molecular function: RNA binding. Gene Ontology annotation, cellular component: NatC complex. Bases 1 to 288 code for a protein of 95 amino acids. The record is from RefSeq and is a predicted model, not a curated record.